CCUAUCCCUCUCCUGAGUCCCUACCAGAUGGGGCCGUUCAGGUUCUCGCACAGGAUCGUGCUGUCGCCGAUGACGAGGUCGAGAUCAUACGGUAACCUCCCGCAGCCGCACGUCGUGGAGUACUACGCGCAGCGGGCGACGGAGGGCGGGCUCCUCAUCGCGGAGGCCACGAUCGUCUCGCCGGACUCGCGGGGGAUGGGCCUCAUCCCGCAUACCCCUGGGAUCUGGACCAAGGAGCAGGUUCAGGCGUGGAAGCCCGUCGUGGACGCCGUGCACGCCAAGGGCGCCACUUUCUUCUGCCAGAUUUGGCAUGUCGGAAGAGCCUCUGAUACGGAGGAACGGCCCAUCUCAAGCACAGAUAAGCCGGUAGAGAAGAACGAAGAGAACUACUUCAUGGAUUUCUCAACCCCAAGGCCCCUGACCGUGGAGGAGAUCCCUGGUGUCAUCAACCAUUUCAGAAUCACCGCCAAAAAUGCCAUGGAAACCGGAUUCGAUGGGGUGGAGGUGCACGCCGCCAACGGAUACCUCCUGGACCAGUUCAUGAAGGACGGCGUCAACGACCGCGCCGACGAGUACGGCGGCACCCUGUCCAAGCGCUGCCGCUUCGCCCUGGAGGUGGUCGACGCCGUGGUGGACGAGGUCGGGCCCGACCACGUCGGCGUGCGCCUCUCGCCCUACUCCACGUGGCUCAGCUGCCGCGACUCGGACCCGGACGCGCUGGCCGCGCACAUGUCCCGGGAGCUCAGCCGCCGCGACGUCCUGUACCUCAACGUCGUGGAGCCGGAGAUGGCGUUCGCGGAGGACGCCGACGGCGGCGAGGCGCGGCGGGUCAUCCCGCACAGGCUGCAUGGGAUGAGGGAGGCCUUCGAGGGGACGCUAAUGGUCGGCGGAGGGUACGACAGGAAGGAAGGGAACUGGGCCGUCGCCCAAGGGUACGCCGACAUGGUCGUCUACGGCCGGCUCUUCUUGGCCAACCCCGACCUGCCGGAGAGGUUCAGGCGGGACGCGCCGCUGAACAAGUACCAUCGCCCCACGUUCUACACCGACGACCCCGUCGUCGGAUACACGGAUUACCCGUUUCUUCACGAUGGUGGCGACAAGGUGAUCCGCGAGGAGAAUGGCGUGAUUUAAUUAGCAUUUAGCAAGAUGCAUGGAGAACACCUGAAUGAACUGCAUGCCAUCGUCGCAUGGCCUCCUUCACUGACUCUUCUGUGGAUUCGCUUUGGUUCGAGAGCGCGUCUAGGAGAACGCUUUGUUGUGCACUUUGCUUAAUAAUAAUCUCCAUGCAAAAGGCCAAACUAGA
Lolium rigidum is the source of this 1303-nucleotide messenger RNA. Its product is annotated as putative 12-oxophytodienoate reductase 12. Lineage: Eukaryota; Viridiplantae; Streptophyta; Magnoliopsida; Poales; Poaceae. Bases 28 to 1131 code for a protein of 367 amino acids. Gene Ontology annotation, molecular function: FMN binding; oxidoreductase activity. The transcript has 4 exons. The record is from RefSeq and is a predicted model, not a curated record.